This is a messenger RNA of Lasiosphaeria miniovina, 1086 nucleotides long. RefSeq lists its product as uncharacterized. The record is from RefSeq and is a predicted model, not a curated record. NCBI's taxonomy places the organism in Eukaryota, Fungi, Ascomycota, Sordariomycetes, Sordariales, Lasiosphaeriaceae. The transcript is spliced from 2 exons. The coding region runs from base 1 to 1086 and encodes 361 amino acids.
AUGGAAAGAAGCAACGGGCGUCCUGUGCUCCCCGGACAAAGCGAUAAUGUCACCAGCCCCUGCCGCCCUGCAGUCUCAAGCCCCACGCCGCAGAGAGACCCGCCACGGCAGCCUCUCAGCCCAGAACAGGAAGAGUUCGAGCACAGAGGUAGCGUGCAAGUACCCGUAUACCCGACCGUGUCCGCGCUGUUCCCGCACCCGGACGUGCUCGACGCCGCCGAGGCCGAGAUCGCUGACCUGGCCAGGCUGACCACGCCCCACCAAAAGGUGAAGCUGUCGCCGGCCGAGCACGCCGCCAGGUUCACGGGCAUCCUCACGCGCCUCGUCGACCACUCGCAGCCCGCCCACGAAGGCCACUUCCAGGUCUGGCCCAGCCCCGCUGUCAUCGCCGAUUUCUACAUGCGACAGAACUCCGCUACCACGACGCCGCCGGCGCACCAACCGCGGGACGAGCAGCACCACUAUCCUGUCGCUAACUCCCUCCUCAACGCGUCACACAUCACGGCGCUGCAGCACCACUAUCCUGUCGCCAACUCCCUCCUCAACGCGUCACACAUCACGGCGCUGCUGCACGGCUGGCCGCGCGCACGCCGCGAAUUUGCCCUGUUCGUCCGCGACUUCGUGCGCGGCGACCCGGAAGCGCCGGAGCCCGCGCCGCGCGUGCUCGAGCCCAUGCUGACAAUCACCGUGCCGCGGUUUCUUGAUGAUGGCGGCGGCGGCGUCACGGCUGGCCGCACGUGUCGCGUUGAUCGCGCUGCUGCUACGUGCUGGACUGCCACUGCUGAUGAUGAUGAUGGUGAUGAUGGUGAUGAUGGUGAUGAUAGUGAUGAUAGUGAUGAGAUGCGUGAGGCAAUUUAUCCGGACGGUGGUGAUGGUGAUGAUGGUGAUGAUGGUGGUGGUAUUGGUGAAGAUGGAGAGGACUACCACGUUCUGUGGCUGCGCGACAUAGACGUCGUCCCGUCGCUCACGGCCCAACUGGCUGUCCUGUAUGCCCUGUUGCGUUUGUUCCACUUGGAGCAUAACCGUGAACUGUUGGGUCAGAUGGGGACGAGGGAGAAGCUGUUGUUCAAGUUUAGCAAGGGAUGA